This is a messenger RNA of Rhinopithecus roxellana (golden snub-nosed monkey), 4223 nucleotides long. RefSeq names its product leukocyte immunoglobulin-like receptor subfamily B member 1. Lineage: Eukaryota; Metazoa; Chordata; Mammalia; Primates; Cercopithecidae. Gene Ontology annotation, biological process: cytokine-mediated signaling pathway. Gene Ontology annotation, molecular function: inhibitory MHC class I receptor activity. The record is from RefSeq and is a predicted model, not a curated record.
CACCAGUUCUAUUUGCCGCUACAUCCCGGCUCUCAGUGAGACGAGGAUAAACCAGACAGACAGUGGCUGCGGGUCAGGAAAGACCCCAUUACAGUCUGAAAUGUCUACAAAGGGGUUGGGCCUGCCCCUACCUCAGCCCUAAAGGAAUGACAGCCAGGCUCCUGGGGAGGGCAGUUCCACUUCCUGUGUGGCUGCAGAUGACAAAACCCCAUGACAAGAAGGACCCAGCUUCUGAGUGACCACACCUGUGUGUCUCUGUCCUGCCAGUACCAAGGGCUCAUCCAUCCGCAGAGCAGGGCAGUGGGAGGAGACGCCAUGACCGCCAUCCUCAUGGUCCUGAUCUGUCUCGGGCUGAGUCUGGGCCCCAGGAUCCACGUGCAGGCAGGGACCCUUCCCAAGCCCACUCUCUGGGCUGAACCAGGGUCUGUGAUCAGCGAGGGGAGUCCUGUGACUCUCAGGUGUCAGGGGAGCUUUCAGGUUCAUGAGUACCAUCUAUAUAGGGAAAAAAAACCAGCAUCCUGGGUUAGACGGAUACGACAAGAGCUUGUCAAGAAGGGCUAUUUCGCCAUUGCAUCCAUCACCUGGGAACAUGGAGGGCGGUAUCGCUGUAUCUAUGGUAGCUACACUGCAGUCUGGUCAGAGCCCAGUGACCCCCUGGAGCUGAUGGUGACAGGAGCCUACAGCAAACCCACCCUCUCAGCCCUGCCCAGCCCUGUGGUGACCUCAGGAGGGAAUGUGACCCUCCAGUGUGUCUCACAGGUGGCAUUUGACCGCUUCAUCCUGUGUGAGGAAGGAGAAGAUGAACACCCACAACAUCUCAACUCCCAGUCCCAUGCCCAUGGCUGGUCCUGGGCCGUCUUCUCUGUGGGCCCCGUAAGACCGAGUCGCAGGUGGUGGUACCGGUGCUAUGGUUAUGACUCACGCGCUCCCUAUGUGUGGUCUUUACCCAGUGAUCUCCUGGAGCUCCUGGUCCCAGGUGUUUCUAAGAAGCCAUCACUCUCAGUGCAGCCGGGUCUUGUUGUGGCCCUUGGGGAGAGUCUGACCCUCCAGUGUGGCUCUGAUGCCGGUUACGACAGAUUCGCUCUGUACAAGGAGUGGAGAUGUGACUUCCUCCAGCGCCCUGGCCGGCAGCCCCAUGCUGGGCUCUCCCAGGCCAACUUCACCCUGGGCCCUGUGAGCCGCUCCCACGGGGGCCAGUACAGAUGCUACGGUGCACACAACCUCUCCUCCGAGUGGUCGGCCCCCAGUGACCCCCUGGACAUCCUGAUCUCGGGACAGAUCCGUGCCAGACCCUCCCUCUCGGUGCAGCCGGGCCCCAAGGUGGCCUCAGGAGAGAACGUGACCCUGCUGUGUCAGUCACGGGGGCAGUUCCAUACUUUCCUUCUGACCAAAGAGGGGGUAGCCCAUCCCCCACUACAUCUAAGAUCAAUGCAGGAAUCUUAUAAGUACCAGGCUGAAUUCUCCAUGAGUCCUGUGACCUCAGCCCACGCGGGGACCUACAGGUGCUACGGCUCACGCAGCUCUGACCCCUACCUGCUGUCUCACCCCAGUGACCCCCUGGAGCUCGUGAUCUCAGGACCCUCCGGGAGUCCCAGCCCACCACCCACCGGUCCCACCCCCACACCUGCAGGCCCUGAGGACCAGCCCCUCAACCCCAUGGAGUCGGACCCCCAGAGUGGUCUGGGAAGGCACCUGGGGGUUGUGACCGGCGUCUUGGUGGCCUUCGUCCUGCUGCUCUUCCUCCUCCUCCUCCUCUUCCUCGUCCUCCGACAUCGAGGUCAGGGCAAACGCUGGACAUCGGCCCAGAGAAAGGCUGGUUUCCAACAUCCUGCAGGGGCUGUGGAGCCAGAGCCCAGAGACAGAGGCCUUCAGAGGAGGUCCAGUCCAGCUGCCGACACCCAGGAAGAAAAUCUCUAUGCUGCCGUGAAGGACACACAGCCUGAGGACGGGGUGGAGCUGGACAGUCGGAGCCCAUAUGAUGAAGACCCCCAGGCAGUGACGCAUGCCCUGGUGAAACACUCCACACCUAGGAGAGAAAUGGCCUCUCCUCCCUCCCCACUGUCCGAGGAGUUCCUGGACACAAAGGAUACACAGGUGGAAGAGGACAGGCAGAUGGACACUGAGGCUGCUGCAUCUGAAGACCCCCAGGAUGUGACCUAUGCCCAGCUGCAGAGCUUGACCCUCAGACGGGAGGCAACUGAGCCUCCUCCAUCCCAGGAAAGGGAACCUCCAGCUGAGUCCAGCGUCUACGCCACCCUGGCCAUCCACUAUUUCCCUUUCUGUGGGCUGCUGAUGGAACAACCCCAUGACUAGAAGGACCCAGCCUCCGAGCGGCUACACACCAUGUGUCUCUCUGUGCUGCCGGCACUGAGGACUCAUCCAUCUGCACAGCUGGGGCCACCGGGAGGAGACGCCAUGACCCCCGCCCUCAUGGUCCUGUGCUGCUUAGGGCUGAGUCUGGGCCCCAGGACCUGUGUACAGGCAGGGCCCCUCCCCAAACCCACCGUCUGGGCUGAGCCUGACUCUGUGAUCAGCUGGGGGAGCCCUGUGACCAUCUGGUGUCAGGGGACCUUGGAGGCUCAGGAGUACCGUCUGGAUAAAGAAGGAAGCCCAGCCCCCUGGGACAGACAGAACCCACUGAAACCCAGGAACAAGGCCAAGUUCUCCAUCCCAUCCAUGACACAUCAACAUGCAGGGAGAUAUCACUGUUACUAUCACAGCCAUGCAGACUGGUCAGAGCUCAGUGACUCCCUGGACCUGGUGAUGACAGGAGCCUACAGCAAACCCACCCUCUCAGUCCUGCCGAGUCCUCUUGUGACCUCAGGAGAGAGCAUGACCCUGCUGUGUCAGUCACGGAGCCAGAUGGACACUUUCCUUCUGUUUAAGGAGGGGGCAGCCCAUCCCCUGCUGCAUCUGAGAUCAGAGCACGGAGCUCAGCUGCACAGGGCUGAAUUCCCCAUGAGUCCUGUGACCUCAGUGCAUGGAGGGACCUACAGGUGCAUCAGCUCACGCAGCUUCUCCCACUACCUGCUGUCACACCCCAGUGACCCCCUGGAGCUCACAGUCUUAGGAUCCUUGGAGAGUCCCAGCCCCUCACCCACAAGGUCCAUCUCAGCAGCUGCAGGCCCUGAGGACCAGCCCCUCAUGCCUACAGGGUCAGGCCCCCAGAGUGGUCUGAGAAGGCAGUGGGAGGUACUGAUCGGGGUCUUGGUGGUCUCCAUCCUGCUUCUCUCCCUCCUCUUCUUCCUCCUCCUCCAACACUGGCAUCAGGGCAAACACAGGACAUCAGCCCAGAGACAGGCUGAUUUCCAACGUCCUCCAGGGGCUGCGGAGCCAGAGCCCAAGGACAGGGGCCUACAGAGGAGGUCCAGCCCAGCUGCUGACGUCCAGGGAGAAAACCCCAAUGCUGCCAUGAAGGACACACAGCCUGAGGAUGCGGUGGAGCUGGACAGUCGGCAGAGCCCAUAUGAUGAAGACCCCCAGGCAGUGACAUAUGCCCAGGUGAUACACUCCACACCUAGGAAAGAAAUGGCCUCUCCUCCCUCCCCACUGUCCGAGGAGUUCCUGGACACAAAGAGUACACAGGCGGAAGAGGACAGGCAGAUGGACACUGAGGUGGUCCUUUCCUCUCCAGGCCCCCAGCCCUCCCCCACCCCCACCACAUUCCUUCCCUCUCACUCUCCCCCACUGCAGGCUGCUACAUCUCAAGCCCCCCAGGAUGUGACCUAUGCCCAGCUGCAGAGCUUGACCCUCAGACGGGAGGCAACUGAGCCUCCUCCACCCCAGAAACGGGAACCUUCAGCUGAGCCCAGCGUCUACGCCACCCUGGCCAUCCACUAAUCCAGGGAGGACCCAGAUCCCACAAACCAUGGAGACUCAGGACCCCAGAAGGCAUGGAAGUUGCCCUUAGUGGACAUCAUUGAACCCCAGCCAGCCUAGUCCCCUAACACAGACCACUAGAAGAUUCUGGGAACUUUGGGCUUCACCUGAUUCUGCAAAGAUAAAUAGUAUCCCAGCAUUACCAAAAUAAAGUAGCAGACUUCUCAGUUCACAAUGAGUUAACUGAUGAAAAAAAAAAAAAACAGAAGUCAGAAAAUGUUUUAAAUUGAAUGAUCAUGUAAAUAUUACACAUCAAAUCAAUGACAUGGGAAAAUGGGAGCUUCUAAUGAGGACAAACAAAAAAUAAGGAAAAAUUAAUAAAGUCAAAAGUUUAUUCUUGAAAA